Molecule: messenger RNA, 1626 nt
Organism: Rotaria sp. Silwood2
Lineage: Eukaryota; Metazoa; Rotifera; Eurotatoria; Philodinida; Philodinidae
Source: the annotation of a GenBank genome assembly
UAAGCCAACAUAAGGAAUAAAAUCAAUCAGUAUGAAAUUUUAGAAUAAUAUUACGAGAACUUUUUGACUACCCUAUGUAAAUAUUAGAAAAAUGCGAUACAAUCAUGUUGUUGUUUUUUUUUUUUUUUAUUGACUUAUUUUUAUUUUAUGCUUAUUGAUAAAUCGAUUGAAAUGAAAAUCUAACAUAUGCCCAAAAAUAAAAAUGAAUCUUUUUGUUUUGAUUGUAAUUAUUCUCGAAUGUUGGUUUUUUUAAUAUUUUAAUUUGAUAUUAUUAAUCAAAUUGAAAAUGAUGUUAAACAUAGUUAUUUUAGUUGGCCUUUGCUUUUAUAAUUUUAGGAGACUUUUAAAAAUAUUAUUGAUUUUAUUAUAAAAAUGAAAAAUUUUAAUUAAGUCACUUAGAUUUUAUGAUAGAUAUAAACAUUUAGUUUUUCAACUUCAGUUUAUUGUUAAUUUUUAAGAUCAUGGCAAGAAAAUGUUUUUUUUUUCAGAUUUUGUGAUACAAACUCAACUAUAAAGAAACAAGUUAAGAAGUAAAAUUGUGAAGAGUUGAAAAUAGAAACAUAAUUAUGAAAUGCUCAUUAGCAACAUUGAUUUAUUCUUGUCAUGCUGACGAGAACUACUAAUAUAAAAAUUCCCAAGAGCGACAAAAAUAAAAAUGUUUACAUAAAGUUGUCUCAUUCUAAUUUAGAAAACUAAAGCUAAAUCUGCUAAUAAAAUGUAUGUCAUCUAAGUCUAGUACGUAUUAUCGUGUACUGUAGAUCCUAACAUUUUCAAGCUUCGGAAAUCACAUAAAUAUCCUCAAUGUGUUUUUUGAAAAUAAGAAUUUAAUCAUAAUUCUUUCUUUUUUUAACCUAAAGAAAAUAGCGCAAUCCUUAUGAGAUUAAUAUGUGAAACACGAUGUCGUUGCUGUUACUAAUCAUAGGAAGAUUAUUUUAUUCUAUUUAUUUUAAGACAUAUUUCUUUACCAUAAUUUUGCAUAAUCCUCCAAAAAUGGAAUAAGAAAGUCGAUCAUAUAUUAUAGCGAAAUGCUAUUGAUAUAAAAUCUGUAAUUGUAUAUUAACAACAGAGAAUCCGACGGAUUCUAACUUGAAUAUUUCUGUUAAAUUAUAUUUUAUUUUAUCUUUUUUUCUAUAUAAAGUUGUUGAUUUUUUUAAUCGAAUCAAUCUUGUUUAUGGCAUUAUCAGUGAAUAUUGUACUCGAGAAAGUUGUCCAACUAUGUCUGGUGGUCCUCGUUAUGAAUAUAGAUGGUGUGAUGGUAUUAAGUAUAAAAAACCAACAUCAUUAAGUGCUCCUGAUUAUAUAGCUUUACUUAUGGAAUGGGUUGAAACAAUAAUAAAUGAUGAAUCAAUAUUUCCGAUACAAGUUGGUACACCAUUUCCAAAAAAUUUUCGUUCAACAUGUAAAAAAUUACUUUCACGUUUAUAUCGAGUUUUUGUUCAUGUUUAUGUACAUCAUUUUGAUCGUGUAAUUGAUUUACAAGCGGAACCACAUGUUAAUAUGUGUUAUAAACAUUUUUGUUAUUUUUGUCAUGAAUUUGAUUUAUUAAAAAAAGAAGAAAUUGCUCCAUUGUAUGAAAUGACUAAUCGAUUAUGUCCAGAAGUACUUGGUGUUGUUAGACCAAAUUAA